This is a messenger RNA of Hippocampus comes (tiger tail seahorse), 1245 nucleotides long. RefSeq names its product BCL2 family apoptosis regulator BOK a (gene boka). Lineage: Eukaryota; Metazoa; Chordata; Actinopteri; Syngnathiformes; Syngnathidae. Gene Ontology annotation, cellular component: mitochondrial outer membrane. Bases 321 to 950 code for a protein of 209 amino acids. The transcript is spliced from 4 exons. Gene Ontology annotation, biological process: release of cytochrome c from mitochondria; regulation of apoptotic process; extrinsic apoptotic signaling pathway in absence of ligand. The record is from RefSeq and is a predicted model, not a curated record. Gene Ontology annotation, molecular function: BH domain binding.
AUGCUCACGUGUAUAAGGGGGCGGGUCUAUGCUCUUCAAUAAAAUUGUGUCCUUAGAAGGAAACUUUGAACAACUUUGUUUUUUCAAUGUUUUUCUUCGACACAAAUAAACUUUUACUGUGACGUGACAAUCGGCACAAUGACAAAUUUGACUGACAUUUCUCAACACACAUUCACCGAGUAAGUCGUCGUUGCAAUCCUCCGAGAACCAGCGGACGGAGCGCGAGGUGCGCGCGCCGCCGUGGCGGCUUGGCAGGUCCGCGGAGGCGUCUCGCCGGGCGGCGCAUUCCGGGAGCUUCCCGGAGGAGUCGUUAAGAGGAUAUGGAGAUGUUACGUCGCUCGUCCGUGUUCGCCGCCGAGGUGUUUGAUCGCUCGCCCACCGAUAAGGAGCUGGUGUCCCAGGCCAAGGCGCUCUGUCGGGACUACAUCCAGUCGAGGCUGGGUCGCGUGGGCAUCGGUUGGUCCAAGCCGGAGCAGCUCGCCUCUUUGUGGGGGACGCACGGUGACGUGUCGGCGGUUCUCCUAUGGUUGGGUGAUGAGCUGGAGUAUCUGCGUCCCAGCGUUUAUCGCAACGUGGCUCGGCAGCUCAACAUCACGGUAGCCUCGGAGAGCGUGGUGACAGACGCCUUCCUUGCCGUGGCGUCCGACAUCUUUUCCACAGGUGUGACGUGGGGGAAGAUUGUCUCUUUGUACGCGGUGGCUGGCUCUCUUGCCGUGGACUGCGUUCGCCACGGCCAUCCUGCCAUGGUUCAUACCAUUGUGGACUGCAUGGGGGAGUUUGUCCGCAAAAGUCUUUCCACGUGGUUGAAACGCAGAGGAGGUUGGGCGGACCUGACUAAAUGUGUGGUGAACACAGAGGUUGGUUUGCGUUCCCACUGGUUGGUGUUAUCGCUGAGCACUUUUGGACACUACGUCAAGGCUAUGGUGCUCUACCUGCUUAGGGACAAGUGACCCCGGUUCAUGAUGCCCCUCCAAUCCCUGAAACAUACAAACACAAUUAUCUAUUCAGUCAAAAAAGUCCACGCGUGCACUUUCUCUGUGUUAUGUUGUUAAUUUCUAUGCCAGUUGUUAAGGUGACCACCACUUUGAAAUAAACACAACCACUAGAAAUAAUGCUACAUAGCUGAGUGUCAAUACAGUGUUUCCUCACUACUUUGUGGAUCGCUUGUUGCAGGUUCAGUCUUGUCGCGUAAUUUCAAUUGUGACCGUGACCAUGUACCUCUAAGUCUCUUUUUUUUUUUUUGAA